AUGCGCCACACCGGACCGUCUCUACGCUCUCUCACCCUCUCCCGCGCACUUCCCGUGGCGACUGCCCCCAAACACCUUCGCGGCUGUUGCGCCAGCAGCACCAACAGCGGCGGUGGCGGCUGGAGCGUGGUGGUGAAGGUGUGGGAGGAGGAGGACGCGAGUCUGCAUCUCGCGCACAUCUCCCGCCACUGCACCAACCUGCGCUCGCUCUCAUUGGGCUACGUGUCACUCUCCGCGCCGACCCUUCUCGCCACUCUCCAGCCCAUGCCGGCCCUGCAGCACCUCAGGCUCUCGUGGUUCCACGCGUCUCCCGCCGCGCUGCGCGCCGUGCUUGACGCGGCGCCAAACCUCCGCCAUCUCACGAUUUUCAUGGCUUCCGGUUUCCCUUACCUAGAGUUGCGCCUUCCUCCAUCCCUGCAGCACCUAUCGCUCUCCUACAUUCGCGCGGACUCCGUAACGCUUCACUCCGCGCGCUCCCUCCAAUCCUUAUCUCACCGCGACAUGUUUCUCCGCGCGCUCUCCAUUCGCGACGCGCCCAACCUGCGCCAACUCGCCGUCGCCUCCGCCAACAGCCUGCUCGUCUCCGCGCCUCACUCCAACCAGCUCGCGGCGAUCGACCUCCGCGCUGGCUCGCUUAAUCGAGUCGCCGCCGAAACCCUCAUCUUCCACCGACACGUGUCUGCCGCCCUCAGCGAAACAGCGGCUCCAACAACUCGCAGCGAAAUUCGACCAAUUCGAACGCGCGGUGCUGAAUCUGAGCCACUCGCAGCGCUGCCUCGUUAUAAGCUGGUGGAAGCGGCUGUUAAGGUGUACGCGCGGCGGUCCCAGGGGCAGCUGAGGGAGGUGAUACUGGACGGAGAGGACGUGCGCGGCGAUGUGAUUAUAACGGUGCUUGCAGGCUGCAAGCAGCUCGAGAAGCUUUCUGUGAGGAUGUGCGCGCAUGUGAGCUCAUCACACAUAGUCACACUCCUACAGUCACAGUGGGGCGCACUGGCAGCGUCAACAGCAUCAUCAUCAGAAGCAUCACCGUUACCUUCACGGGCAGCAGCACCAUUGGUACCACCACCGCCGCCAGCAGCACCAUCAGCAUCGUCACCCCUGCUCGCAGAUUCCUUACCAGAGUCACCUCUUCCCACUCCUCCCACUUCCCUUGAAUCUACACAGCCUGCUACAUUUGAAUCUCCUCAACCUACUACCCUUGAGUCACCUCAGUCUACAACCGUUGAGCAACCUCAACCUUCUACCCUUGAACCGCCUCAAGUGCCCACAGCUGCAGCACCAGCGCCUACUCCCCGGCUGUGGCAGGUGCGCAUGGCAGGGACCGACUGCCCCUCUACAGAGGUGACUUUUGAGUCCAUUCAAAUGCCGCCUCCAGUCCCCACAGCUGCAGCACCCGCAUCUACUCCCCGGCUGUGGCAGGUGCGCAUGGCAGGAACCGACUGCCCCUCUACUGACUUCCUCUUUAUCCGUGACAUGCUCAAGCGUGCAGCUGCGAACCUUCCUGCUCCCAGACGUCCGGUAUCCGAACCUAGUUCCGCAGCAGCAGGUAGCUUUGGGAGCAGCAGCACCCCCAUCAGCACCGGCAGCACCGGCCUCAUUAGCACCUGUUCACAGAUACUCACAGACUCUGUGCUUUAUAAGGCUGGCAUUGCUAAACCGUCAGGUAAUUCAGGAAAUACUGGAUGUGACUAUAAUGAAGGGCUGUCUUUUGCGCCUUUGGAUGGAGCAUCUGUGAGGGGCUCAGCAUCUGAAGGGCUGCUUCGGGCAGGGGAAGCCAGAAGCUCGGACGCGUUUCCGGGCAGGAGGCUGCAGAUUGUUUCGACCUGCCCGUCAGUUCUGGACAUUGAUUUUUGCCCGCGGUGUGCAAAUAUACGGGCAGUUUUGGACUGCCCGACUAGCGUGCAGUGGCGGCAGCAUCUGGAGCGAGUGGCUGAGGAUUCAAGCUCCAUCAAAGUGCAAGCAACUGUUCGGUCUCUCCUUAAGCAGCAGGCCUGUCGUGGCU
Molecule: messenger RNA, 2002 nt
Organism: Closterium sp. NIES-65
Lineage: Eukaryota; Viridiplantae; Streptophyta; Zygnematophyceae; Desmidiales; Closteriaceae
Source: the annotation of a GenBank genome assembly